CUAAGCUCUUACCUAAAUUCCUUGUAAAAGCAGGAACAGAUAUAUCUGCCAUAAUCACUUUCUCCUACUUGAUCAUACCUGAGUGUGAUAGCAGACUCCAAGGCAGCAGUGGGAAAGGAAAUUGUAAUGAAAGGAAAUAAUAAUGUAAGCAUAAUUAUUAACCAUUGUCUUCAUCUCUCAAAUGCAGAUUAAUGGUGCUGGAAGGCUAGAACAUCCUUCUGGAGCAGUUUAUGAAGGGGAAUUCAGCAUGUUUCACUGGGCUGCAGCCUGCAAAUUUCCAAAUGGAUCAAAGUACCUUGGACUGUUCAAUGAAAACGUUUGAAAUGGAAGAGUUGUGCAAACUUUUCUAUUAGUUUUGAUUUUAUAAGCUGUAAUGUCCAAAUAAAAUUCACCCCAGAUGGGAGCAGGUUUCUUUUGCUACCAGUGAAACUUGCACUGGGUACCUGAGAUUGCUUAUCCCAGUUGUGUCCAUUUCAUGAGAUCAGUCCAAACUAUGUAUUUCAUUCCCAGUCACAAGUUUUCAAGUUGGCUAUUUCACCCACCCACUUUUCGUUACCAGGUCUCUGGGCUCAGGCAGAGUUCAAAGAAAUAGAAUAGUUCAGACCUCUUUCAGAGCUGUUGUUUCAAGCUGUUUGCAUUGUCUGCUUGUUAAAUUUGCUAGGUUUAAGUUUCAUUUUUCUUUAAGUACUUCCGCCAAUCCAGUACCUGAAAUAAAUCUAAAAUGCGUAUUUGUUAAUAUUUGGCCUUUCCUCAAU
This is a messenger RNA of Empidonax traillii (willow flycatcher), 755 nucleotides long. It is a transcript of the gene MORN2, whose product is annotated as MORN repeat containing 2. NCBI's taxonomy places the organism in Eukaryota, Metazoa, Chordata, Aves, Passeriformes, Tyrannidae. The record is from RefSeq and is a predicted model, not a curated record.